Molecule: messenger RNA, 1602 nt
Organism: Paraphaeosphaeria sporulosa
Lineage: Eukaryota; Fungi; Ascomycota; Dothideomycetes; Pleosporales; Didymosphaeriaceae
Exons: 3
Coding region: 1-1602 (533 amino acids)
Biological process (GO): retrograde protein transport, ER to cytosol; endoplasmic reticulum unfolded protein response
Cellular component (GO): endoplasmic reticulum lumen
Source: RefSeq, a predicted model, not a curated record
AUGAGGCACUUUUGGGCGCUCCCGGCGUUCCUGCGCAUUGCGCUUGCCAGCCCGCACUCGUUCAGCGUCUUCGAGGACCUGCUUGCCUUCCCGCAGUAUGAAGUCGUCUUUCCAGACGAGUACAUGACGGAGAACGAAGCCACCGCGCUCCUCUCGCAGUCGGUAUCGCGCAGCACGAGCUCGGCGACGCCCGUGUCGCAGGCGACGCAGGACCUCUCGAAGCCGGGCAAGCCGCCGUCCGACAUACCGCAGCGCGACGACGCACUCGACCUGGCGUACGAGCGCGUGGUGCUCGACGGGCGCCGCUACCUCUGCAGCAUCCCCGUCUUCCCCGAGCAUGUGCCGCAGAACAGCACCGUGUCGCCCGAGGAAGCAAAGGCCGACGAGGAGAAGGAGCUUGUGCGUGCGUCGAGCCGCGGCGGGGAGCUGCUCGACGGCAUGAAGGGCGAUUGCAUAUAUUAUCUGAGUGGCUGGUGGAGCUACAGCUUCUGCUACAAGGACCAUGUCAAGCAGUUCCACCAGCUGCCGCCGGGCCGCGGGGGUGCGCCCAUCUACCCGCCCGUCGAGGACCAUGCUGUCAACAGCUUCAUUCUGGGCAGGUUCUCGGAGAAAGACGCCGACCAGAACAAGGGCGGGGAGAGGAAGACGCUGGGCAGCGAGCAGGAAGCGCGGGGUCUGGACGACGAGGGCGAGGCGAAGCCGGGCAAGGCCGCGCCCGAGAACAAGCCGGAGACGGGCCUCGAUCUCCCGCGCCUGGAAACCAAGGGCUCAAGCCGAUACAUGGUCCAGCGGCUGGCAGGCGGCACCGAAUGCGAUCUCACGGGUAGGGAGCGCAAGAUCGAAGUACAGUUCCACUGCAACCCGCAGCCCAUGGACAAAAUCGCCAUGAUCAAAGAAGUCAGCACGUGCUCCUACCUCAUGAUCAUCUACACGCCCCGCCUCUGCAACGACGUCGCCUUCCAGCCGCCGCAAGAGAACCUCGCCCACCCGAUCACCUGCCACCCCGUGCUCGCGCCCUCCGAAAUCGACGAAUGGGACCUCGCCCGCCUCGAAGACAAAGUGGCGCAGUCGGACCUUCUUGCCGCCCUCGCCUCGAACCCCCUCGGCGGCGCAGACCCCGCAUCCAAGCGCGGCCCCGUCAUCGGCGGCAUCGAGGUCGGCGCGCAGAAGCUCGUCGGCGGCGAGGGCCGCGUCAUCGAGAAGGGCAUCAUCGCCGGCGGCGGCAAGGAGAUUUUCCUGGGUACCCUGGUGACCAGCGACGGCAAGAUGAUGAGCAAGGAGGAGCUGAAGAAGGUGGGCAUGGAGGUGCGUGACGUUGAGAAGCUGCAGCGCAAUAGCAAGAAGAUUGCGGGCAAGAAGGAGUGGCGGCUCGAUUUGAUUGAGACGCCGGCUGGGCAGAAGGAAUAUAGGCUUAUUGAGUUUAUUGAGCCGGAGGAGGGCGAGGAGAAGAAGGGUAAAGGAAAGGGAAGUGGGAAGGAGAAGGAGAAGGCUGGGGAGGAGAGGGGCGAGCCGAAGGGGAUGAGUAGUAGCGAGAAGGAUGCUGCAGGCGAGGAUGGCGGGCCGCACGAGGGCAGCGAGGAGGUGUACAAGGACGAGCUGUAG